Triticum turgidum subsp. durum (durum wheat) is the source of this 3102-nucleotide messenger RNA. Lineage: Eukaryota; Viridiplantae; Streptophyta; Magnoliopsida; Poales; Poaceae. The record is from the annotation of a GenBank genome assembly.
AUGGUGGUCGGACUAGGAUGUACCGGGGUGGCGUCCGGGGUGGUCACCGUAUCCAGUGGGAGGGGGAGGACGAGGGACGGCGCCGAAGCUCUGGGUGGGGGCUGGACAAGGGAUGACGCGGGAGGUCUGGGUGAGGGCUGUCCGCCCGAACAUACUGGGAGGAGGGAGGAUGUUGUGGGCCUCGACUAUGAAAUGCUCCUAGAUAUGGCGGAGAGACUCACUGGCGAUGUUUGUUACGUGGGAGCAGACAUUUCCAUGGACUACGAGGCGUCAGUGAUGACUUCGUCAAUCUCAAGAUGUGAUGUCGAGCCAGUAUCUUGGAGAAAAAUAAGUGGCGAUGAUGGUGACAGGCUUGUGUUGGGGGUUCAUGCGCACUCCCGCAGCUACUUAGGAAUCGAAAUUCUUUGUGUUUUGGUUCAGAAAGAUUUGAUCUUGGGAGGAGAAAGGUCAGGCAUGGAUGAGAAUGGGACACCAGAUUACAGCGGUGGGGGCUCGGACAUGGACCUGCUCAUGCUCUCAGGGUUUGACGACCUUGACAGUUUCCCAAAGCUCGGCGCCGGUCCUUCAUUUAGUGACGGUAUCUUGUCGUCUUUCAGUGUUUCACCUGCGCAGCAGGUGACACAUAUCUCACCUUCACCACCUUCUGUGGAUGCUGAGGAGCAAGGUGAUGUUUCCAUUACUGAUGGUAGUGAUUGCUCUGUCAGUUUAGCCUCUAACGAGGUCAUGAAUGUGAGCGCUCCCACUGUCCCAAAGACAGUUUAUGGCGGCGUCACCCUGACGGAGAAGAUGCUCAGGGCAUUGGCCAUGCUUAAAGAAGCAUCAACUGCUGGGCCAGUCCUUGUGCAAGUUUGGAUCCCUGUAAGAAAUGGAGAUCACCAAGUGCUGACCACCUCUGACCAGCCUUUCUUGCUUGAUGAGAGGCUCACAGGGUACAGGGAAGUCUCUAGGCAGUUCACAUUCUCAGCCACAGAAGGACCUGGUCUGUUUCCUGGAUUGCCUGGGCGUGUUUUCAUAUCCGGUAUGCCAGAGUGGACAUCGAACGUGAUGUACUACAACACUUCAGAGUUCUUGAGGGUAGAUUAUGCGAUUCGCAAUGAAGUCCGGGGAUCCCUUGCCAUGCCGGUUUUCAACUCAAGUGGCGGCUCUUGCUGUGCUGUGUUGGAAGUAGUCAUGACACAGGAAAAGGAUAACUUUUGCUCAGAGAUGGACAACCUUUCUAAUGCUCUGCAGUCUGUUCAGCUCAGCACUGUGCAAGCAAGGACACAUCCUCAGAGCCUUACUAGGAAUCAGCAAUCAGUAUUGACGGAAAUAUUGGAUGUUCUCAAAGCUGUUUGCCAUACACACAUGCUACCUUUGGCACUUGCAUGGAUUCCAGUUUGUCCCAACAGCAAUUUGAAUGUGUCAGCAGAGUAUGGUGACCAGGCUAUAAAAUUUGGUCUGAGGAACAAAGAUGUCCUUUGCGUACAAGAAUCUGCCUGUUACAUCAAUGACAUGAGAAUGCAUGAUUUUCUCCGUGCCUGUGCAGAACACCCCCUUGAGAAAGGACAAGGUGUUGCUGGAAAUGCAAUUUUAUCAAAUCACCCCUUCUUCUCAUCUGAUGUGAGAGAAUAUGAUAUGCACGAUUAUCCGCUGGUACAUCAUGCCCGUAAGUUCGGUCUUCAUGCUGCUGUUGCUAUCAGAUUGCGUAGCACAUACACUGGCAAUGAUGACUAUGUGUUAGAGUUUUUCCUUCCACUGACGUGCAAAGUUCGUGAAGAACAACAGCUCUUACUUGAUGACAUCUCAAUGACCAUGCAAAGAGUAUGCAGUAGUCUGAGAACAGUUUCAGAUGCUGAACUGAAGGAAAACACCAUAAUAAUGCGAUCAGCUAUAAGAUGCUCGUCGUCUGAUGUUUCUAUUAAUUCAUGUGACCAAAUUGAUGUAUCCAGUGAAGUCAAAAAAUAUGCUAAGUUUGAACCUGGCAGCACAUCUGAAAAUUUUCAAAACUGCAGCUCAACAGGGAAGAAUGUUAGCUUGACUGUCCUUCAGGAAUCUACAUCUGAUAGGCUGAAAAUACGCAGCUCAACGGAGAAGAAUGUUAGCUUGAAAGUCCUUCAGCAAUACUUUGCUGGCAGUUUAAAAGAUGCUGCAAAGAGCAUUGGUGUUUGCCCUACAACGCUGAAAAGGAUAUGCCGGCAGCAUGGAAUAUCAAGGUGGCCAUCUCGUAAGAUAAAGAAGGUAAACCGGUCACUACAGAAGAUUCAGAAUGUCAUAAGUACUGUACACGGAGUGGAGGGAGAGAUAAAAUAUGAUCCUGCCACUGGAUGUAUUGUUUCAUCUGUUUCCCAUACCGAAGAGUCUUCAAUGAUGAUGAAUGUAGAACAUCAAAGUUCUGAUUCCCUGCCCAUUGAAUGCCAUAAGUUCCAACCUGAUUAUGAUGCAUACCAAAGAGAACAUCUAGGCCAAGCUGUACUCCACAAAGCACAGAAUGACAAACGGAGCGAAACUCAUAUUAACCUGAAUCCUGGAGGGUUAUGCCGAAAUUCAAAUUUUGGCAGAACAUCAAAAGGGCCACGGUGUCAGGAUGCGUCAAACAGUUCGUAUCUUACAAAAGAAAUGAUCUCUGCUGACGGUACGGAUAUGUGGGUUGAGGGAGCUGAGCAAAAGAACGUAGUGUGGAAUUCUAUUUCUAUGCCACAGCAAUGCAAAAUUGAGAUAGAAACAGACAAGUCUAAUACAAUUGUUGAGCAAAGCCUAGCAUCUUCUUCCAGCAUGACAGAUUGCUCCAGUGGCGGUACAUCCAGUGAUGGGACUUUGAAGAAAUGUUUUAAGAGUCGGUCAGUUGACGGAAGCAAUGCAAGCAUAGUUGUGAAGGCCGCUUACAAGGAUGAUACUGUAAGGUUGAAGUUACUACCAUCCAUGAAAUACGAGAAUCUGCUUGAAGAAAUUGCGAAGAGGCUGAAGCUAUCAGUUGGUGCAUUUCAGCUCAAGUACAAGGAUGAUGAGGAUGAAUGGGGGGUUCAACAGUGUUCAUAUUUUUUUGGAAGGGAGGAAAAUGAAUUUCUUUCAUCCACCUAUUCAAGAUUUUGUCUAUCUGGGACAAUAGUCUACUCUGGGUCUUAG